Molecule: messenger RNA, 1341 nt
Organism: Porites lobata
Lineage: Eukaryota; Metazoa; Cnidaria; Anthozoa; Scleractinia; Poritidae
Source: the annotation of a GenBank genome assembly
AUGGAAACCAAGCUUAAUAUAUGGUUGUCGCGUGAUCUGACUCUCUUUGGAAGAACAAUGCUUGCAAAAUCUCUAGGUUUGUCUCAACUAGCUUACGCUGCUUCAAUGCUUUCUGUCCCAGAAGCAGCGAUUCAACAGACUCAAAGGAAACUAUUUGCGUUUUUGUGGAAGAAUAAGACCGAUAAGGUAAACAGACAGGUUUUGUUCCGUCUCUUAUCUAAGGGCGGUUUAAAUUUUCCUUGUUUUCGGACUGUCAUUAAAGCGCUACGCCUCUGUUGGAUAGGGAGACUUUUAAGUAAUCCACAUGACACUUGGACAGCAAUUCCCAACUUUCACUUUGAAAAACAUGGUGGACUCUUGUUUCUACUUAAUUGCAAUUACAGUGUCGAAAAGUUAAAUAAGAAAAUUCCCUUAUUUUAUAGGGAACUACUUGAAUUCUUUCAAGAAUUGCGUAGCAACUGCGAAGAUCCACUACAGCGCGAAUUUAUAUUAUGGAAUAAUAAAGAUAUCAACGUUGAAAACAAAUCGGUGUUUUGGAAGUCUUGGCGUCAUAAAAAUGUCUUGUUUGUGCAAGAUCUGCUGAACAAUCAAGGUAAUUAUCUAUCCCCACAAGAAUUCAGUAAUAAAUAUAACAUCAAGGUUAAUUUUCUGCAAUACUACCAAAUCAUUACAGCCAUUCCAGCGUCUCUCAAAAGGUACGCCUUCACUCAUUUAGAUCUUGCAAAACUGAACUCGAUUUCUGAAAAUGUCGACUUCCAGAUAUCUAAAGAUGUUAGUUUAAACUUAAAGAAAACUUCGUGCAAGCAGUUUUACAAAUUUUUUACAGAGAACAUUAGUAUUGAACCUACUGCGGUUACAACAUGGCGAAAACAUUGUACUGUGGUCGCUGACAAGUGGGAGCAAUGCAUUGAAAACAAUUAUAAAUUCACUCGAGAUAAUAAGCUAAGACAAUUUUAUUUUAAAUUGUUAGACAGAAUACUAGUUACUAACAAGGAACUGACACGCUUUGGGAUAACUGAUUGUACUAUGUGUGUUAUGUGUGGCGAAAACGAUUCUAUAGGACAUACUUUCUUUGAAUGUCGUUCUUUUCUGAAAUUAUGUGACGAAUCCCUUCAGUGGUUCAAUAUAUCUCUCAAAACCAAUAUUAAACUCACGCCGCUUCAAGUUUUUCUCAAUUUACCAACCCCAGCUUUCAAUCUUUCCAAUAAACAAACCAAGGAUUUGUGUCUUCUUCUGUUAUAUGUAAAGCAGUACCACUAUGGAUGUAAAUCAUUGCAAAAGAAAACAGACACCUCUGAAUUUAUAUCUAAAUUUAUUAUGCAGCUUGAAAUAGAAGUUUGA